GGGGAGCAACAGGCUGGCUGGUGGUAAGGGGGCAAGGGCUGCAGACAGAAAGAGGGGGGGAGAGAUUAAAAAUACCAAAUACAAAUCAACAAGCAGCUGAAGAGAGAAAGGAAGUGGGCGUCAGAGGGAGGCUAAUUGAAACUGUGCCGCUGCUGCAGGUGGAGAUCUGUCACCUCUGAACCACUGGAGGAGACACGCCGAGCGUCGAGACUCUGACAGAGAAGAGGAAAGCCAUGGUUUCAGUCAGACCAGAGAUUCAGCCGUAAAAGACAAGAGGCGGUCGCCCCCCCCCAGCAGAUCCCCCACCGGCCCUCAACGCAACCCUCACCACAGCGGCUCCACAGACGAGCAGGAGAGCCCAGAGAGAGUGGUGCAGAAGGAGAAGCUUCAUGCAGAACUGAAACAGGUGCUGAGUCAGAAGAGAAGUCACCUGAGAGAGUCCACCUGCCAACUGGCCCAACCAGAGAUGGACCCGGAUCCCACAGAGGAACAGACAAGCGUGGAUGAGGCCUCCAGCUCCAUGCUCAUCGUGGUGGAGACGGAGGCGGAGGCCGGCGCCAGCGGCUACAGCGUGACCGGCGGAGGAGAGCGAGGGAUCUUUGUCAAAGACGUCCUCAAGGACUCUCCAGCUGCCAAACAUCUCAGUCUGCAACAAGGGGACCAGCUGCUGAGCGCCAAGGUCUACUUCGACAACGUCAAGUACGAAGAUGCGCUGAAGAUCCUUCAGUGUGCGGAGCCGUACAAGGUCAGCUUCCAGCUGCAGAGGACCAUCCCCGGGGCAGAGGUCAGCGUGCAGCCUCGAGUUCCCAGCGUGGAGGUCAAAGGUCCCAAAGCCAAGAUGGCCAAAAUGAGUGUGAAGGGCACCAAGCCGUUCAAGGCCAAGAAGAAAAGAGGAGGUCGCUUUGGUCUGAAGAGGCUGAAAGAGAAGCGCAGGGAGGAGCUAGUGAUAGAGGAAACGCCCCCCCGGCUGGAGAUGAGUGAUGUGGACGUGGAGUUCUCUCUCCCCAAAUUCAAACAGAGGAGGAGUGUGAAGGUGGAGGCAGAAGGAGCAGCAGCCGGAGCCAAGGCAAAGAGGAGGAUCAGGUUUCCUCAUAUGAAAUCAAAGGGAGGAAAAGUGGAAACAGAACGGAUUGAGGGAAAUACUUCUCCAUCUGAGAUUCCUGGAGCCAAAGUGAAAACCAAAGAAAAGGGAUACAAAUUUGGAAUCACCUUUCCAAAGAGCAAACACACAAAGUCUGGCUCAGCUUUGGAAACUGGAUCUUUGGAGCUGAAGCCGCCGGGUGUGAACAUACAGCCACCAGCAGUGGACUUCAGCUUGUCUGGUAAUAGAGACAUGGAAGCGCUCAAGUUUAAUGUGCCGGACGUGGAGUUUGCUCCCUCUUCGGCUGAGGCCUCUUUGCCCACAGUGAAGGGAGAGGCAGAUAUCAAAGCUCCAAAAAUCAACAUCAAGGGAGGAAGCGAUGUAGCUGAAGGAAAAGGAGAUGCAAAGCUCAGAAUGCCAAAAUUGAAAUUAGCCAAAGUUAGACUCUCACGUCAUUCAGAUGAAAUAGAUGGUGACAUCAAGAUCAAACCUGGAGGGGUGAAAAUGCCCACUGUUGACGUAACACCUCCAAAAGUAGGAAUCAGAGGAGCGGGGGGGAUUGGUCUCCCGGCAGCUCAGUUGGAGGGUGACCUCUCAGGAAAAGCUGCAUCUAUUCAAAUUCCUUCUGUUGAUAUUUCUUUACCGAAAGUGAAGGGAAAGUCCGACAUUGACGUCUCACUCCCAGAGUAUAAAGGAGCCGGGAAGACCACAAUCAAAAUGCCAACUGUUGACAUCUCAAUGCUGGAUACUGAGUUGGAAUUGGACACCGGACGGAGAAUGCCCGAUGAGGUGGAGGGCACUUUCAAAGGGCCCAAAAUCUCCAUGCCACAGGUUGAUAUCUCAUUACCCAAGAUGGGAUCACCUGAUGUGGAUAUGGAAUGUCCAGAGGGUGGAGUGAAAUUCAAUCUACCUUCUGUUGACAUCUCUCCACCAAAGGUGAAAACGGAGGGUGAAGAUGUGGAUAUGGACUAUUUUGUUGGUGGUGAUGGGAAGUUCAAAAUGCCUAGUUUUGACAUUUCUCUCCCAAAUAUGAAGUCACCAAAAGGAGACGAAAAUAUAAAAGGACAAAAGGUUGAAGGAGGCUACAAGUUGCCCAAAGUAGACUUGACCCUUCCCAAAGGCAAAGCCGGAACAACCAAUAUUGAAGGAGAAGGAACAUUUAAUAUACCAUCAUUAGACAUAUCUCUCCCUAAAGUGAAGACAGGGGAGUUGGACGUCAACAUUGUUGGCAGUGACGUGAAAGGACAUAAAUUUGGAUUGGUCACACCUGAAGUGGAUGUGUCUCUGCCUAAAGGCAACAUUUCUGGAGACAUAAAAGUCGAAGGACAUGCUGAGAAAGGAGGAAAAUUCAAAAUGCCCUCACUUGAUGUCAGACUCCCUAAGAUGGGGACAUCUGGAGCUGAGGUUGACUUGCAAGGACUUAAGUUCAAAGGGGGGGAAAUCGAGGCACCAUCAGUGGACCUUUCUUUACCGAAAGGUAAAUCCAAAGGUGAGGUUGACGUAGACGGAAAGGGAGGCAAGUUUAAAAUGCCUUCGUUUAAUGUAGAUCUUCCAAAAAUGAAAUUCCCUGAGGGUGAGGUUGUUUUGCAGGGACCUAAAGUUAAAGGGGGAAAGAUAAACAUGCCCACUGUUGAUAUCUCAGUCCCCCAAGGAAACCUAGAGGGAGGUGGGAACAUUGAUGGUGGUAAAUUAAAAGGAGGCAAACUUAGCAUGCCCUCUGUGGACAGUUCUCUCCCAAAAAUUAAGCUACCCGAAGGAGAAGUAAAGCUAGAAGGCCCCGAACUUCCAAAUGUUGACUUGUCGCUUCCCAAGGGAAACGUAGAGGGCAACAUGGAGCUCGAGGGCAGCGGUGGUGGCGGAGCCAAGUUCAAGAUGCAGACUUUUGACAUCUCACUCCCAAAGAUAAAAACAAAAGGAGAGGUCGACAUUGAAGGGUCUGAAGUCAAAGGGGGAGCAAAGUUCAACAUGCCAUCACUGGACAUCGCUCUUCCUGCCAUGAAGUCCCCACCGGGGGAGGUGAAAGUCCAAGGUCCUGAUUUUAAAGGAGGAAAUAUCCAGAUGCCUUCUCUUGAUGUGUCACUACCCCAGAUCAAGUCCCAGGGAGGUGACAUUGACAUUGAAGGUCCACAGUUUAAGGUGAAGUCACCAGAGGCAGAUUUAGACCUAAGGGGGACUGAGAUUAGUGGAAAGAUAGAUAUGGAAAUACCUUCUGGAAAAGGAGGCAAAUUUAAGAUGCCUUCAUUUGAUGUAUCUCUACCAAAAGGGAAGUUGCCUGAAGGAAAUAUUGGCCUUGAGGGACCCUCAGCUGAUAUCUCCAUCCCAAAAGGAAAAGCAGAGGCUGCCAUUAAAACUAGAGGUAAAGCAGGACAUUUUCAAAUGCCCUCAAUCAAUGUUUCUCUUCCUAAAAUGAAAUCAAAGCGAGGAGACAUCAACAUUGAGUGUCCAGAACUCAAACGUGGGGAAAUUAAAAUGCCAACUAUUGACAUUUCCCCCCCUCCAGGAACAUUUGAAGGUGAUAUCAAUGUCAAAGGUGAAGGAAAAGGUGGCAAGUUCAACCUGCCAUCUGUAGAUGUCACCGUACCUGCAGUCAAAAUCCCUGAGGGUGAUGUGAAUUUUCAAGGUCCAAAAGUAAAAGGUGGAAAAUUUGAAAUGCCAAAAAUCAACAUAGACCUUCCCAAAGGUAAAGCACAGGGAGAUAUUGAUAUUGACAUUCACUCUGGAAAAGAUGGUAAUAUUGAAAUACCAUCCUGUGAUAUUGGAUUUCCUAAAGGAAAUGUCACAGGUGACGUACAUUUUGAAGGUCCUGGAGGGAAAGGGGGUAAGGUGAAGAUGCCAAAAUUUGAUAUUUCAUUACCAAAAGUAAAUUUUCCUGAGGGUGAUGUCAAAUUCAAAGGGCCGGACACCAAGGGCAGAAGGAUUGAGAUGCCAGACAUUGAUAUAACACUUCCAAAAGGGAAAGCUGAAGGUGACAUAAAGCCUAAAGACCCUGAGAUGAAAGGGGGCAAAUUCAAAAUGCCAAAAUUUGAUGUUUCUUUACCAAAAGUCAAUCUUCCAAAGGUCGAUACCAAUGUUGAGGGACCAGACAUGAAAGGAAAAAUUGAAAUGCCAACAGUUGAUAUCUCACUUCCAAAGGGAAAGCUGGAUGUGGAUAUUGACAGUGAUGGGCACAGUGGCAAAGGAGGCAAGUUUCACAUGCCCUCAGUCGAUAUCUCUCUUCCUAAAAUCAAAGCAAAGGGAGUCGAUAUUCAAGGACCUGAAAUCAAAGGGGACAUGUCACUGCCUCAGAUUAAGUCUCCAGAGGUAGAAAUCAGUCUUGAGGGUCCUGAUGUUAAAGGAGGGAAGUUUAACUUGCCAACUGGUGACAUCAAACUCCCUAAAGGAAAAGUUGAGGGUGACUUUGGUGUCGAGGGCCCUGAGGUGAAGGGUGGCAAGUUUAAAAUGCCAAAAUUUGAUGUGUCUCUACCAAAAGUUAGUCUCCCAGAAGGAGAUGUCAAAAUAAAAGGCCCAGACAUGAAGGGAGGGAAGAUUGAGAUGCCAGACAUUGAUAUUUCACUCCCCAAAGGAAAAGCAGAAGGAGAAAUUGAUAUUGGAGGACAUGGUGGUAAAGGAGGCAAGUUCCAUAUGCCCUCUAUUGAUAUCUCUCUCCCUAAAAUGAAAGCUAAGGGACCAGAGGUCCACAUAGAAGGUCCCGAAAUUAAAGGGGGAAAAGUUCAAAUGCCAGACAUCGACCUUUCACUUCCUAAAGGAAAGGUUGAUGCUGACCUCAGCCUGGAGGGCCCUGAGGUAAAAGGAGGCAAAUUGAAAAUGCCCAAAUUUAAUGUAUCACUUCCAAAGAUGACCCUGCCAGAGGGAAGUGCCAAACUGGAAGGACCUGAUGUUAAAGGGAAUUUUAAAAUGCCAAACAUUGACAUUUCACUUCCUGAAGGAAAAGUAAAGGGAGAGGUUGAAAUCGAGGGAGAUGGUGACAAAGGGGGCAAGUUUCACAUGCCCUCAAUUAAUAUCUCUCUUCCUAAAAUCAAAUCAAAGGGAGCUGGUGUUGAUAUUGAGGGACCUGAACUUAAAGGUGACGUUUCAUUUCCAGAAGGAAAAGUUGAGGGUGACUUAAACGUUGACGCCCCUAGGAUAAAAGGGGGAGAAAUCAAUUUUGAAAGCCCUGAAGUGAAGGGUGGCAAGUUUAAAUUGCCAAGAUUUGAUGUGUCUUUACCCAAAGUGAGUCUCCCAGAAGGUGAUGUCAAAGUAAAAGGCCCAGACGUCAAGGGAGGGAAGAUUAAGAUGCCAGACAUAGAUAUUACACUCCCCAAAGGAAAAGCUGAAGGUGACAUAAAGGUUGAAGGCCCUGAGAUGAAAGGGGGCAAAUUCAAAAUGCCAAAAUUUGAUGUUUCUUUACCAAAAGUGAGUCUUCCAAAGGUCGAUGCCAAUGUGGAAGGACCAGACAUAAGAGGAAAAAUAGAAAUGCCAACAGUUGAUAUCUCACUUCCAAAGGGAAAGCUGGAUAUGGAUAUUGACAGUGAUGGGCACAGUGGCAAAGGAGGCAAGUUUCACAUGCCCUCAGUCGAUAUCUCUCUUCCUAAAAUCAAAGCAAAGGGAGUAGAUAUUCAAGGACCUGAAGUCAAAGGGGACAUGUCACUGCCUCAGAUUAAGUCUCCAGAGGUAAAUAUCAGUCUUGAGGGUCCCGAUGUUAAAGGAGGGAAGUUUAACAUGCAAACUGUUGACAUUACACUCCCUAAAGGAAAAGUUGAGGGUGACUUUGGUGUUGAGGGCCCUGAGAUGAAGGGUGGCAAGUUUAAAAUGCCAAAAUUUGAUAUGUCUCUACCAAAAGUUAGUCUUCCAGAAGAAGAUGUCAAAAUAAAAGGCCCAGACAUGAAGGGAGGGAAGAUUGAGAUGCCAGACAUUGAUAUUUCACUCCCCAAAGGAAAAGCAGAAGGAGAAGUUGAUAUUGGAGGACAUGCUGGUAAAGAAGGCAAGUUCCAUAUGCCCUCUAUUGAUAUCUCUCUCCCUAAAAUGAAAGCUAAAGGACCAGAGGGCCACAUAGAAGGUCCUGCACUUAAAGGGGGAAAAAUCCACAUGCCAGACAUCGACCUUUCACUUCCUAAAGGAAAAGCAGACAUUUCACUGCCAGAAGGAAGUGUCAAACUGGAAGGACCUGAGGUCAAGGGAGGAAAGAUGCCAGCAAUACCAGCUGUUGACAUAUCUGUUCCACUGGGAAACUUGGAAGGUGAUUUCAACAUUCAUGGACCAUCUGGAAAGGGAAAGAUUGAAGGGCCAAAAAUAAAUCUCCCAAAGUUUGAUUUUGACCCCAGCCUCCCUUCUGGUACAAAAGACAUUAGUCUUAAAAUGGACACCAGUGGUCCUGAUGCAUCGGGAGAUAUGGUCAUAAAACCAGCCAAGUUGAAGGUUAAGGGUGCAGACAUUGAGACAGGUGGUGUUGAAGUUCCAGGUGCAGCACUAAAACUUCCCUCAGUCAAAUUACCAACAGUUGACAUCAAAGCUCCAAAGGUGGAUUUAGACUUUGGUCUUAAAAAACCCAAAGGGGACGAUGUGGAAGUGGAGCUUCUGAAAGCAGAGGGAGGACGGCCUUCAUCAGGGAUCAGCUUUGAUUUACCAGAUGUCUCCCUCAAAAUGCCCAGUUUUUCUUUUCCCAAGUUUGGUGCAAAGUCCAAGAGUGGUGAAUUAGAGAUAUCAGGGAAAGGCCCUAAGGCAGAUGUUUCCCUCGUCCCACCACAUGUGGAAGGAGAGAUAAGAGCACCAUCAGUAGACUUUGAUGGGGAUGGAAAGGUCAAGGUGAAGAAAACUAAAAUCAAAAUGCCCUCAUUUGGAAUAUCCAAAAAAGAUACAGAUGUCUCUGUGUCUUGUCCUGAUGUGGAUGUUAGAGCUAAAAAAGGUCAAAUUGAUAUUCCAAAACCAGAAAUCAAAUUUGAGAGCCCAGAUGAUAAAUCAAAAUACAAAGUAAAAUUCCCGAAGUUUAAAUUAUCGUCACCAAAGGGUCGACUUCCAGAGGGAAAAGUUGAUGCAAAACUGGAGGCAGAAGUUGAAGGAAAAGGGGGCUUCCAUGCACCUGAUGUCACUAUCAAAUUACCCAAAUUCUCCAUGCCAGGAUUUGGCUCCAGGGAAAAAGAUUUGGGGAAGCCACAAGGUGACCUUGGAGCUAAGGCCAAGGUCAAGAUGCCCUCCAUUGAGAUGUCGCUACCAGCAGCUAAAACUCCAGAGACUGAGGUUCUUCUCCCCAAAGCAGAAGUUGAUGUUACAGAGGCUGAUAUCAAAGGUUAUGAAGGAAACCUUAAAAUUCCCAAAAUGCCGAUUGUUAACGUUUCCAUUCCAAAAAUAGACCUGGAUCUAUCCCUGCCAAAAGGAAAGUCCCAAAAGAUCGAAAUACCAGAAGUGGAAUUAAAAGCAGGUGAAGGAAAGUUCAAAAUGCCUCACAUAACUAUGCCAGAUGUUGACCUCUCUCUGCCAAAAGGAAAGAUUGAAGGUCCAGAAGUUGAAAUGGAGGGAGGCACAGGAGGAAAAUUCAAGAUGCCCCAUCUCAGCAUACCUUCUGUUGAUAUUUCACUUCCCAAAGGAAAGAUUGAAGGUCCAGAAGUUGAACUGGAGGGAGGUACCGGAGGAAAAUUCAAAAUGCCUCAUAUGAAAAUGCCAAAUAUUGACCUCUCCUUGCCCAAAGGAAAGAUUGAAGGUCCAGAAGUUGAAAUGGAGGGAGGUACCGGAGGAAAAUUCAAAAUGCCUCAUGUGAAAAUGCCAAAUAUUGACCUCUCCCUGCCCAAAGGAAAGAUUGAAGGUCCAGAAGUUGAACUGGAGGGAGGUACCGGAGGAAAGUUCAAAAUGCCUCAUAUGAAAAUGCCAAAUAUUGACCUCUCCUUGCCCAAAGGAAAGAUUGAAGGUCCAGAAGUUGAAAUGGAGGGAGGUUCCGGAGGAAAAUUCAAGAUGCCCAAUUUCAGCAUGCCCUCUGUUGAUAUUUCACUUCCCAAAGGAAAGAUUGAAGGUCCAGAAGUUGAACUGGAGGGAGGUACCGGAGGAAAAUUCAAAAUGCCUCAUGUGAAAAUGCCAAAUAUUGACCUCUCUCUGCCUAAAGGGAAGAUUGAAGGUCCAGAAUUUGAAAUGGAGGGAGGUACAGGAGGAAAAUUCAAAAUGCCUCAUAUGAAAAUGCCAAAUGUUGACCUAUCUCUGCCCAAAGGAAAGAUUGAAGGUCCUGAAGUUGAACUGGAGGGAAGGACCGGAGGAAAGUUCAAAAUGCCUCAUAUGAAAAUGCCAAAUAUUGACCUCUCCCUGCCCAAAGGAAAGAUUGAAGGUCCAGAAGUUGAAAUGGAGGGAGGUUCCGGAGGAAAAUUCAAGAUGCCCAAUUUCAGCAUGCCCUCUGUUGACCUCUCUCUGCCUAAAGGAAAGAUUGAAGGUCCUGAAGUUGACCUGGAGGGAGGGACCGGAGGAAAGCUCAAAAUGCCUCAUAUGAAAAUGCCAAAUAUUGACCUCUCCCUACCCAAAGGAAAGAUUGAAGGUCCAGAAGUGGAAAUGGAGGGAGGUUCCGGAGGAAAAUUCAAGAUGCCCCAUUUCAGCAUGCCCUCUGUUGAUAUUUCACUUCCCAAAGGAAAGAUUGAAGGUCCAGAAGUUGAACUGGAGGGAAGUACCGGAGGAAAGUUCAAAAUGCCUCAUAUGAAAAUGCCAAAUGUUGACCUCUCUCUGCCUAAAGGGAAGAUUGAAGGUCCAGAAGUUGAAAUGGAGGGAGGCACCGGAGGAAAGUUCAAAAUGCCUCAUGUGAAAAUGCCAAAUAUUGACCUCUCUCUACCCAAAGGAAAGAUUGAAGGUCCAGAAGUUGAACUGGAGGGAAGUACCGGAGGAAAAUUCAAAAUGCCUCAUAUGAAAAUGCCAAAUGUUGACCUCUCUCUGCCUAAAGGAAAGAUUGAAGGUCCUGAAGGUGAACUGGAGGGAGGGACCGGAGGAAAGUUCAAAAUGCCUCAUCUGAAAAUGCCAAAUAUUGACUUGUCCCUACCCAAAGGAAAAAUUGAAGGUCCAGAAGUUGAAAUGGAGGGAGGUUCCGGAGGAAAAUUCAAGAUGCCCCAUUUUAGCAUGCCCUCAGUUGAUAUUUCACUUCCCAAAGGAAAGAUUGAAGGUCCAGAAGUCGAAAUGGAGGGAGGCACCGGAAGAAAAUUCAAAAUGCCUCAUAUGAAAAUGCCAAAUAUUGACCUCUCUCUGCCCAAAGGAAAGAUUGAAGGUCCAGAAGUUGAAAUGGAGGGAGGUACAGGAGGAGAACUCAAGAUGCCCCAUCUCAGCAUGCCCUCUGUUGAUAUUUCACUUCCCAAAGGAAAGAUUGAAGGUCCAGAAGUUGAACUGGAGGGAGGAACCGGAGGAAAGUUCAAAAUGCCUCAUAUGAAAAUGCCAAAUAUUGACCUCUCUCUGCCCAAAGGAAAGAUUGAAGGUCCUGAAGUUGAACUGGAGGGAAGGACCGGAGGAAAGUUCAAAAUGCCUCAUAUGAAAAUGCCAAAUAUUGACCUCUCCCUGCCCAAAGGAAAGAUUGAAGGUCCAGAAGUUGAAAUGGAGGGAGGUUCCGGAGGAAAAUUCAAGAUGCCCAAUUUCAGCAUGCCCUCUGUUGACCUCUCUCUGCCUAAAAGAAAGAUUGAAGGUCCUGAAGUUGACCUGGAGGGAGGGACCGGAGGAAAGCUCAAAAUGCCUCAUAUGAAAAUGCCAAAUAUUGACCUCUCCCUACCCAAAGGAAAGAUUGAAGGUCCAGAAGUGGAAAUGGAGGGAGGUUCCGGAGGAAAAUUCAAGAUGCCCCAUUUCAGCAUGCCCUCUGUUGAUAUUUCACUUCCCAAAGGAAAGAUUGAAGGUCCAGAAGUUGAACUGGAGGGAGGUACCGGAGGAAAGUUCAAAAUGCCUCAUAUGAAAAUGCCAAAUGUUGACCUCUCUCUGCCUAAAGGAAAGAUUGAAGGUCCUGAAGGUGAACUGGAGGGAGGGACCGGAGGAAAGUUCAAAAUGCCUCAUAUGAAAAUGCCAAAUAUUGAUCUCUCCCUACCCAAAGGAAAAAUUGAAGGUCCAGAAGUUGAAAUGGAGGGAGGUUCCGGAGGAAAAUUCAAGAUGCCCCAUUUCAGCAUGCCCUCUGUUGAUAUUUCACUUCCCAAAGGAAAGAUUGAAGGUCCAGAAGUUGAACUGGAGGGAGGAACCGGAGGAAAGUUCAAAAUGCCUCAUAUGAAAAUGCCAAAUAUUGACCUCUCUCUGCCCAAAGGAAAGAUUGAAGGUCCUGAAGUUGAACUGGAGGGAGGCACCGGAGGAAAGUUCAAAAUGCCUCAUAUGAAAAUGCCAAAUAUUGACCUCUCCCUGCCCAAAGGAAAGAUUGAAGGUCCAGAAGUUGAAAUGGAGGGAGGUUCCGGAGGAAAAUUCAAGAUGCCCAAUUUCAGCAUGCCCUCUGUUGACCUCUCUCUGCCUAAAAGAAAGAUUGAAGGUCCUGAAGUUGACCUGGAGGGAGGGACCGGAGGAAAGCUCAAAAUGCCUCAUAUGAAAAUGCCAAAUAUUGACCUCUCCCUACCCAAAGGAAAGAUUGAAGGUCCAGAAGUGGAAAUGGAGGGAGGUUCCGGAGGAAAAUUCAAGAUGCCCCAUUUCAGCAUGCCCUCUGUUGAUAUUUCACUUCCCAAAGGAAAGAUUGAAGGUCCAGAAGUUGAACUGGAGGGAGGUACCGGAGGAAAGUUCAAAAUGCCUCAUAUGAAAAUGCCAAAUGUUGACCUCUCUCUGCCUAAAGGGAAGAUUGAAGGUCCAGAAGUUGAAAUGGAGGGAGGCACCGGAGGAAAGUUCAAAAUGCCUCAUGUGAAAAUGCCAAAUAUUGACCUCUCUCUGCCCAAAGGAAAGAUUGAAGGUCCAGAAGUUGAACUGGAGGGAAGUACCGGAGGAAAAUUCAAAAUGCCUCAUAUGAAAAUGCCAAAUGUUGACCUCUCUCUGCCUAAAGGAAAGAUUGAAGGUCCUGAAGGUGAACUGGAGGGAGGGACCGGAGGAAAGUUCAAAAUGCCUCAUAUGAAAAUGCCAAAUAUUGAUCUCUCCCUACCCAAAGGAAAAAUUGAAGGUCCAGAAGUUGAAAUGGAGGGAGGUUCCGGAGGAAAAUUCAAGAUGCCCCAUUUCAGCAUGCCCUCUGUUGAUAUUUCACUUCCCAAAGGCAAGAUUGAAGGUCCAGAAGUUGAACUGGAGGGAGGGACUGGAGGAAAGUUCAAAAUGCCUCAUAUGAAAAUGCCAAAUAUUGACCUGUCCCUGCCCAAAGGAAAGAUUGAAGGUCCAGAAGUGGAAAUGGAGGGAGGGUCCGGAGGAAAAUUCAAGAUGCCCCAUUUCAGCAUGCCCUCAGUUGAUAUUUCACUUCCCAAAGGAAAGAUUGAAGGUCCAGAAGUCGAAAUGGAGGGAGGCACCGGAAGAAAAUUCAAAAUGCCUCAUAUGAAAAUGCCAAAUAUUGACCUCUCUCUGCCCAAAGGAAAGAUUGAAGGUCCAGAAGUUGAAAUGGAGGGAGGUGCAGGAGGAGAACUCAAGAUGCCCCAUCUCAGCAUGCCCUCUGUUGAUAUUUCACUUCCCAAAGGAAAGAUUGAAGGUCCAGAAGUUGACCUGGAGGGAGGUUCUGGAGGAAGGUUCAAAAUGCCUCAUAUAAAAAUGCCAAAUAUUGACCUCUCUCUGCCCAAAGGAAAGAUUGAAGGUCCUGAAGUUGAACUGGAGGGAGGAACCGGAGGAAAGUUCAAAAUGCCUCAUAUGAAAAUGCCAAAUAUUGACCUCUCUCUGCCCAAAGGAAAGAUUGAAGGUCGAGAAGUGGAAAUGGAGGGAGGUUCCGGAGGAAAAUUCAAGAUGCCCCAUUUCAGCAUGCCCUCAGUUGAUAUUUCACUUCCGAAAGGAAAGAUUGAAGGUCCAGAAGUUGAAAUGGAGGGAGGUACAGGAGGAGAACUCAAGAUGCCCCAUCUCAGCAUGCCCUCUGUUGAUAUUUCACUUCCCAAAGGAAAGAUUGAAGGUCCAGAAGUUGACCUGGAGGGAGGUUCUGGAGGAAGGUUCAAAAUGCCUCAUAUAAAAAUGCCAAAUAUUGAACUCUCUCUGCCCAAAGGAAAGAUUGAAGGUCCAGAAGUCGAAAUGGAGGGAGGAACCGGAGGAAAGUUCAAAAUGCCUCAUAUGAAAAUGCCAAAUAUUGACCUCUCUCUGCCCAAAGGAAAGAUUGAAGGUCGAGAAGUGGAACUGGAGGGAGGUUCCGGAGGAAAAUUCAAGAUGCCCCAUUUCAGCAUGCCCUCAGUUGAUAUUUCACUUCCCAAAGGAAAGAUUGAAGGUCCAGAAGUCGAAAUGGAGGGAGGCACCGGAAGAAAAUUCAAAAUGCCUCAUAUGAAAAUGCCAAAUAUUGACCUCUCUCUGCCCAAAGGAAAGAUUGAAGGUCCAGAAGUUGAAAUGGAGGGAGGUACAGGAGGAGAACUCAAGAUGCCCCAUCUCAGCAUGCCCUCUGUUGAUAUUUCACUUCCCAAAGGAAAGAUUGAAGGUCCAGAAGUCGAAAUGGAGGGAGGCACCGGAAGAAAAUUCAAAAUGCCUCAUAUGAAAAUGCCAAAUAUUGACCUCUCUCUGCCCAAAGGAAAGAUUGAAGGUCCAGAAGUUGAAAUGGAGGGAGGUACAGGAGGAGAACUCAAGAUGCCCCAUCUCAGCAUGCCCUCUGUUGAUAUUUCCCUUCCCAAAGGAAAGAUUGAAGGUCCAGAAGUUGACCUGGAGGGAGGUUCUGGAGGAAGGUUCAAAAUGCCUCAUAUAAAAAUGCCAAAUAUUGACCUCUCUCUGCCCAAAGGAAAGAUUGAAGGUCCAGAAGUCGAAAUGGAGGGAGGCACCGGAAGAAAAUUCAAAAUGCCUCAUAUGAAAAUGCCAAAUAUUGACCUCUCUCUGCCCAAAGGAAAGAUUGAAGGUCCAGAAGUUGAAAUGGAGGGAGGUACCGGAGGAGAACUCAAGAUGCCCCAUCUCAGCAUGCCCUCUGUUGAUCUUUCACUUCCCAAAGGAAAGAUUGAAGGUCCAGAAGUUGACCUGGAGGGAGGCACCAGAGGAAAAUUCGAAAUGCCUCAUAUGAAAAUGCCAAAUGUUGACCUCUCCCUGCCUAAAGGAAAGAUUGAAGGUCCAGAAGUUGAACUGGAGGAAGGUACCGGAGGAAAAUUCAAAAUGCCUCAUAUGAAAAUGCCAAAUGUUGACCUGUCCCUGCCUAAAGGGAAGAUUAAAGGUGCAGACGUUGACCUGGAGGGAGGUACCGGAGGAAAGUUCAAAAUGCCUCAUAUGAAAAUGCCAAUUAUUGACCUCUCUCUGUCCAAAGGAAAGAUUGAAGGUCCAGAGGUGGAGCUCAAAGGAGAGGGUGGAAAAUUCAAGAUGCCACAUCUCGACAUGCCGUCUGUUGAUAUGUCACUUCCCAAAGGAAAGAUUGGGGGUCCAGAAGUUGAGUUUGGGGGAGGUAACGGAGGAGGAAAAUUCAAAAUGCCACAUUUGAAAAUUCCCUCAGUUGAUAUUUCACUGCCCAAAGGAAAAAUUGGCAAAAUUGAAGGGGCAGAGGUGGACAUGGAGAUAGAGGGAGACAAAUCUAAAGGGCAACAAGUGUCAAUGCCAACUGUUGAGGCUGGAGGGAAAAUUCUAUUACCACCAGUCUCGUCGAUAGAUGUAGAAAUUGGUGCGAACUCUAGUAAACCUAAAAAUGACUCGGGGGAAGUUGAUUUGCAUGUUGAAGGAGAGCACAAAGGUCUUAAACUCAAAAUGCCAACAAUAGAUAUCAAAAUUCCAAAAGGAGACUUAGAGCUUGAUAUAGGACUCCAUAGAGGAGGGGAUAAAACGGACAGGAAAAAAGUUGAACUUCCUGACCUGGACAUCAACACAGCAGGAACCAGCAGCAAAGUUAAAGGGCCUAAAGUCAAAGGAACAAAAUUCAAGAUUGGAAUGGCAAAAAAGAAAACUGGCAAAGAUCUGACAGAGAAGGAGCGCGGACGCAAGGUCAAAGAAGGACUUGAGUGUGAAGUUGAAGUUGAAGCUCACAAUGGACAUAAAGAGGGCAAAGAUCGUAUGAACAUCUCCGUGCCAGAGGUUACAGUACCAGGUGUUAGUAUGAGAACCAGACAAGGUUCAGCCAACCUAGAAACAGGGGGAGCGUUUGAACUGUCAUCACUGAGUGCAGAAAUCAAAGUCCCCAGGAUUCCAGACAUAGAUUUUGAUAUUGGUACAUCACAAGAUGAAGAUGUUGAUAAAACAGAAAAAGGAAAGAAAAUAAAAAUCCCAAAGUUUGGUGUCGCAUUACCCUCCAUUUCCUCCCCUGAGAGAAGAAUCUAUGGGCCAGAAGUUCAGUAUAAGGGCCCUAAAAUGCCCAAAGUAAAGAAAGCUGUUUUUGUUUUGGUAAAUCCUUCUCAAACAGAUGAACCUGCUACUUGCACAGGGCUCCUGCAGGGGGCGACAACAGCUGAGAUCGAUACAGAGGACGUCAAAGUGAAGUUACCCAAAAUCAAAAUGAAGCCAACCUUUGGGAAGACAAAAGAUAAAUCAGCCGCUGCGAGCACAGAGAGAGAGGGGUGGAGAGAGGAAAAGUCAAAGGGAGGGAAGGUAAAAAUGUCCAAAGUGUCAUUUUCUCCUGGAAAAUCUGGGUCACUGGAUGUCAAUCUCAAGGGAGACGGUUCAAGUUCUAGUCUCAAUGGUGAAGACGCUGCAAGUCCUCACAAGGAUGACAAAGGAACAAUCACUGGUAAAAUCAAACUCCCAAAGGUGGAGUUCACCAGUCCAUAUGGAAAGAUGGCUGCUGGGGAGGGAGACACUGAAACAAGUGUGUUUUCAAAGGAAGUGGUGACAUCUCAUGCCAGAACAGAAAUGCUGGACAGGGACAGCUCGGAGUCUCCUGGUGGCUCCGCCGCGGACUUCAGCUCGACCAAAGUCCGUGUUUGGAGUGAGGUGGACAGCAAAUGUGCAGAGUCUGAAGAAAGAGAGUCUUCCUCCUGGUUCAAGGUCCCAAAGUUUACCCUGAAGCCGCACUCCAAAGGCUUCCUUCGGAUAACCCCAGAGGGUUCUCCUCAGGCCAUGAGGAAGGGGGAGUUGGGAGGUGAGGCCGACGUCCUGGGAUCCUUCUGCCUCCACACCUCGGGGAUGGACUUCACCACCCUGGAAAGCUCAGAGGAGCACCAGGUGUCCUCCACCGAGUCGGAAACUCUCACCACGGUGACAAAGACCACCCGAGUCACCCAGUGUUUGGUUUCCACUGAAACACGAACAGGUGAAUCCUCGACCACCGUGACGACAACCGAGCAAGAGGCAGACUUCAAACACUGAGGACGCUAUCAUGAUUUCUUCGACGUCUUUUCAAUUGUUUUGUUUUUCUUUGGUGAGGUUGCAGUGUUCUCGUUAAGCUCCGCCUGCAACGUGGCAAACCUCUCUUAAAGAAAAGUUUUUACAUUAUAUUUCAAUAGGUUAAGUAUGAACGUGAUGAAAAGCAAUGACAUUUCAUCUACCAGCAAUAUUGUUACUAUUAUAUCAUAUAUACUUCCUUUUUUUUUCAUUUUAAAUGUGGCUGUUAUUUUGUUCAGUUAGUUUAGUCCUGAUUAUUAUUGGAUUUCGUUUGGUUUUUAAAGGUUUCACUCUGAAUGUAAACACGUCAGAUUGCUUCUUUAUUUAUUGUUGUUUGUGUGUGUUCACAAAACGCUGGAAUGAGUCAUUGUCUUACAUCAGCUUCAUGGAUUUGACUGUGAUUUUAUGAUUAGUUCAAAGUAAUUCAUUUUGAACCACGACAGCACAGGCCAGAGUAAUAUUUAUGUAAAUAUGACUUUAUUUAAAUUGCUUUUUUGAAGCGGUAGCCCUUCAAUCUGAAAUGUAAUUAUUUUCAUAUUCACCAGAGUCAGGAGUGGAAGUUAUAUUAUUUUUUGACCUGAUAACAUAUUUUGUUUGUCUUGAAGGAAAAGUGUGAGCUUUUUGGGAUCAGGGCUUGUUCUCAUUUUCUGCCAUAGUUUUUAUAUUUGACUCACUUAGCUGGUGCUGUUACCCAGAGAUAGUCCCAGUGAGUGGGCAGGACACUCUGCGCUCUAUCUGCUGUGGGGAUCAAACCUGUGACCGCCUGGUUGAAGGUUGCUCUCUGACAUUUAAGCCAACCUGCUGCUAAUCAAUUAUAUGUAUUUACUGUACACUGCCAGAUAAAGACACCACUGUAUAUUAAAUAUACACCUCCUGAGUGAUGUUGAUGUUUUGAUGACAGCAGACUGGGAGGCUAUUUCGGGUUCUAUGGGUAAAUGCUAUUGCUUAGGUAAAGAUAUAUCUAAAAUAAACCUCUAAAAUCACUAAGGCUGCUACAAUGACUCACAGCCUAAGGAGUGGCAAGCCUUCCGCUUUUUACAAAGGCCAUCACAUAAAAAAGUAAAUCCAUAGACAGAAGAGAGAGGAUCAAAAAUAAGAAAUAUUAAAAUAUUCUUAAUAAUUCUACUGUUUUUUCUAUGAAAAUUUCCAAGAAUGACAACAAAGGUUAACUUGCAUUUCAAAUUACAGAUUAAUAAUUAUUUUACUAAGGGUUCCUUUACCCCUUACUUUUCAGGUGUAUCAUCCAUUUAAAAGAUAAGUUGCUUUGAGGGAGAAAAUGUUGUCUUUUGAAUAUUUAUUACAUAUUUAAAGUUUCACUCGCAAAUGCAGUACAACUUACCUUUGAAAAGUAUAAAUUUGCCACAUUACUUAUUUAGACAUUUACUUGCAAAAUGUGACAUUAAUCUGAUGACUAAAAACAACUAUUCAUGGGGAUGUGAAACAUUUGAGAAUGACAACUUUAUCACCUGAUUUAUUUACUCAGCUGGUAGAAGGAAUGAAAUCGUGUGAUAAAAGAAUUCCUGAAGAAAGAGUUUAGUGACACGUGGAGGUGACGCACACCGAGUAGCUUCUGUGUCUAUGAAGAUUUUACAUUUUCUGGUUUAAUCAAGUCUUCACAUUUCUUUCUAGAUUAUAAGGGUUUCAGUGCCAAGUGUUUUUGUCAAAGCUGCAUUGGAAAGAAAGUUGGUUAAGAUGUUUCAUCAAUAAAAUAAUAUUCACUCGAAAAAUG
Pleuronectes platessa (European plaice) is the source of this 17078-nucleotide messenger RNA. RefSeq names its product periaxin (gene prx). Lineage: Eukaryota; Metazoa; Chordata; Actinopteri; Pleuronectiformes; Pleuronectidae. Gene Ontology annotation, biological process: regulation of RNA splicing. The coding region runs from base 467 to 15334 and encodes 4955 amino acids. The record is from RefSeq and is a predicted model, not a curated record. Gene Ontology annotation, cellular component: nucleus; cytoplasm; costamere. Gene Ontology annotation, molecular function: protein binding. The transcript is spliced from 9 exons.